CCUCCAUACACUCUACACUUUCCUCCAGCACCAAGAGAGUUACCAGCUGUUGCGCCGCCCCCUGCUGAUGUCACGGCUCCAGCUUCCUGUCGUUUGAGCCCCUCGUUGUUUGCUGGCCGGCGGGACCAGAGCAUUCAGAUAAUAGUGGGGAUCCGCUACAGGAGCCGGCGAGCGGCCAUAGGGGCAGACGGAAUGUACGUACAUAUUUAGUUGAUGGAAGCAUGUGAAAGUACCGGGAGGGAGGUGCAUGUACUGGAGCAGAGGAAGACAAUGACCCUGCUGCUGUAAUGCUUUUGCAAGGAGUUUAAAGGGCUGGGGGCAUUGAAUGAACUUAUAGAAUGUUGUGGAUGAACCAUGUUUCUUUUGAGGUGUAGGUCCAAUACAAAUUCUGUGCCAAAUACAAGAACUGGAUCCAGUGGAGAAACAAACCUAUUGCAAGUGCAGUGGCCCCAUAGGAACUGGGGCAAGUCAGGAGGACCCAAACCUGGAACAGAGUUGAGCAAUUCAGCAGUAACCCAAUUGGAUCUUCCUCAUCUGUCUGGCUUUGGGUUUCUUGGAUCAGCAGCAUCUGCUUGGCUUGGCAUUCCAGCCCCUUUCCCACUUUAGUGACGGAGCCAGCAGCAUUAUGGGAAUGUUGUAGAAUCUGGAGCAGCCACAGGACUAUAGGCUUUGAAUUUGUGUACAUCUAAUCAGCUUCAUGAUCUGACCAGUGCCUCUGGAUCAUGGUGCAAUUUGAAAGAGAAGCUAUAAAAGAUUAAGAAAGAAAAAGUUGCUGACGAAUGUAUAGAUGGAAACAGGUUGUAAGAUACUCUGUGUUAAAACAAUACACAGAAGGAUGACCAUCUGGCAGUUAUGGGCCAUGGCAAGCUUUUUGCUGUAACAAAACUCUCAUCUCCGAUAUGGGACUUUGUUAUACAUACAUUUCUUAAUGGCCAUUUGAUACAGUAGGCAUGCUCCUAAUGCCCAAUUUUCUUUGGGCUCUUACUGGACAGACUUUCUUUUAGGGAUACUGAAACAGGAUUCAGGAUGUCGGACCCAAGUUAUUGGACAGCGUUCCAGGGUUGCAAGGGACGCCUAGCAAAGGGGGCCUUACUGCAACGUUCAAAAAGUUGCCGGAGCAGCAACAGGAAGAGUCUGGUGGUGGGUUCCCCAUCGCCUACACUGUCACGCCCUCUCUCUCCACUUUCUGUGCCUACAGGAAGCAGUCCUUUGGAUAGCCCAAGGAAUUUUUCCACAAGUGCAUCUGUUAACUUCCCAUUUGCCCGCAGAGCUGAUGGUCGCAGAUGGUCUCUUGCAUCUCUUCCAUCUUCUGGAUAUGGCACGAACACUCCGAGCUCCACUCUUUCGUCUUCCUCUUCUUCCCAGGAAAGGCUGCACCAGCUUCCAUUUCAGCCCACUGCAGAUGAACUGCAUUUCCUUUCCAAACAUUUCCGAAGUACAGAGAGCAUUACAGAUGAGGAUGGACGGCGUUCUCCUUGCAUGCGCCCCCGCUCUCGUAGCCUCAGCCCAGGUCGUGCAUCAUCAAACUUUGACAAUGAAAUAAUUAUGAUGAACCAUGUUUACAAAGAGAGAUUCCCAAAGGCUACAGCGCAGAUGGAAGAACGGUUGCAGGACAUCAUCACUCAUUUCUGCCCCAGCCAAACACUUCCGCUGGCCGAUGGUGUUUUGGGCUUCAUUCACCAUCAGAUUAUCGAGCUGGCUCGGGAUUGCCUGGACAAAUCUAAGGGGGCACUGAUAACCUCCCGUUACUUUCUGGAGCUGCAAGAAAAGCUAGAGAAAAUGCUGCAAGAUGCACACAAUCGUUCAGAGAGUGAGGAAGUUAUGUUCACAAACCAUUUGGCAAGGAAACUGCUGAUGGUCAUUGCCCGCCCAGCAAGACUACUGGAAUGUUUGGAGUUUGAUCCAGAGCAGUUUUAUCAUCUGCUGGAAGCUGCAGAAGGUCAGGCCAAGGUUGGCCAGGGGAUAAAGACGGACAUCCCUCGUUAUAUAAUCAACCAACUAGGUCUCACAAAGGACCCACUAGAAGAGAUUGUUCAACUGGAUCACUAUGAUACAGAAUCCUCCCUGCUAUUAGACCAAGAAGAUUAUCAAGAUCCAUGUAUUUCAAGUACUCCGUCACGAAAAAAACCUUGCGAGAGUGACUUUGAAACCAUCAAAUUGAUUAGCAAUGGAGCUUAUGGUGCUGUAUAUCUAGUCCGGCACAAGGAAAUGCGACAGCGUUUUGCCAUGAAGAAGAUAAACAAGCAGAAUCUGAUACUGCGCAACCAAAUUCAGCAAGUAUUUGUGGAGAGAGACAUCCUAACCUUUGCAGAGAAUCCUUUUGUAGUCAGCAUGUUCUGCUCGUUUGAGACACGUCGACAUCUCUGUAUGGUGAUGGAGUAUGUGGAAGGGGGAGACUGUGCUACGCUUCUAAAGAACAUGGGACCGUUGCCAGUUGAUAUGAGCCGCAUGUAUUUUGCUGAAACUGUGCUAGCACUAGAAUAUCUGCACAACUAUGGGAUAGUUCACAGAGACCUUAAACCUGACAAUUUGCUGAUUACAUCACUGGGACACAUCAAGCUGACAGAUUUUGGACUUUCCAAAAUUGGCCUUAUGAACAUGACUACAAACUUGUAUGAAGGGCAUAUCGAGAAGGACACAAGGGAGUUUCUGGACAAACAAGUGUGUGGGACCCCUGAAUACAUUGCACCUGAGGUGAUCCUACGGCAGGGAUAUGGGAAGCCUGUGGACUGGUGGGCGAUGGGCAUUAUUCUUUAUGAGUUUCUUGUUGGCUGUGUACCAUUCUUUGGAGACACACCAGAAGAACUAUUUGGACAAGUGAUCAGUGAUGAAAUUAUAUGGCCAGGAGGAGAGGAAGCACUUCCUACUGAUGCUCAGGAUCUAAUUACCCGGCUGCUGCGCCAAAACCCCCUGGAACGUUUAGGGACAGGUGGGGCCCAAGAAGUAAAGCAGCAUACGUUCUUCCUUCCGUUGGACUGGAAUGGGCUUCUAAGGCAGAAAGCAGAGUUUGUUCCCCAGUUGGAAGCAGAGGACGACACCAGUUAUUUUGACACUCGAUCAGAACGGUAUCAUCAUUUAGCUUCUGAGGAAGAUGAGGAAACAAAUGACGAUGAGUCCUCGGUGGAAAUCCGUCAGUUUUCUUCUUGCUCCCAUCGUUUCAGCAAGGUAUAUAGCAGUUCUGAGCAUUUAGCAACACAGCUCAAUCUGAGUUUCUCUUCCACUGAACGAAGUCACAGUGAUGAAAAGGAGGAGCACAGUGACAGGUGGGAGAGGACUCUGUCUAUUGAGGAAGAAAAGAAUCGACUAGGCCCUGAAAACAGGUUAAGGUCCUGGACAUCAUCUGGUUCGUCCCAUCAUUCCUGGCUAAGUGAAAGAAGUGCCAGCCCUAAUGUUCUGACCAGCACCUGCAGUCUGGAUACCAUGCCCAAGUUUGCUUUUUCCUCUGAAGAGGAGUCUUCUGAUCACAAACCUGAAAGACCAACUUUUACUUUAGGUGAAAUGAAAGGGACUCCUCCAAAACCUACUUCUCUCUGUGCAGACAUUGUCAGUCUUAGCAGAACCCGCCUACGGAGCAACAGCACUGGAGCCAAGAACUCCACUCCUCGCCCUCUGGAAGCGGGUGUUACCCGCCGGCUGCGUGGGCAGAGAGAUACACCUGAAAAACACAGUUCUUCCACAGGGAGCCGGGUCCCCAAAUCUGCAUCUGUCUCUGCCCUGUCUCUAAUAAUAACAGCAGAUGAUUUUGGCAGUGGAUCACUUGCAAGUCCUAUUUCCCCUCGUUCUCUCUCAUCUAAUCCAUCCUCAAGGGACUCCUCACCCAGCCGUGAGUCUACAGUUGCAGUAUCUAGCUUACGCCCACCCAUCAUAAUCCACAGCUCAGGAAAAAAGUAUGGCUUUACCCUACGAGCCAUAAGAGUCUACAUGGGAGAGAGUGAUGUUUAUACUGUACACCAUAUGGUUUGGAGCAUAGAAGAUGGAAGUCCAGCCCAUGAGGCAGGCCUUAGAGCUGGUGACCUUAUCACACAUGUGAAUGGCGAGUCUGUUCUUGGGCUUGUGCACAUGGAUGUAGUUGAGCUGCUGUUAAAGAGUGGCAGCAAAGUCUCCUUAAGGACAACCCCCCUGGAAAACACCUCUAUAAAGAUUGGGCCAGCUAGGAAAAACAGUUGCAAGGGCCGCAUGGCAAGGAGGACAAAAAAGAGCAGAAAACGGGAGAGCCAAGACAGGAAGCGCUCUUUGUUUAAGAAAAUUUCCAAGCAGUCCACAGUGCUACAGACCAGUAGAAGCUUCUCAUCUGGGCUUCACCAAUCUCUGUCUUCCAGUGAGAGCCUUCCAGCUUCUCCCACUCAUAGUUUGUCUCCAGGUCCCACCACUCCAAGUCGUAGCCCUGCCCCUGAUGCAGCUGGUGAUGCUGCUUCACCACAGAGUACUUCACCCUGCUCCAGCACACCAAGCUCACCUGCAGGACACAUCCGACCAAGCUCCCUUCAGUGCCUAACCCCCAAACUCAGUGGACAGCGCUACAAAGUUGGGCGCAGGAAAUCUACCAGCAGCAUCCCACCUUCCCCAUUGGCUUGCACACCUUCACCGGUUCCACAGGCACCCUCAUCUCCUCAACGCUCUCCUUCCCCACUAUUACCUAGUCAUCCAAGGAGUGGACAUUGUGGCCUCCAGGGCAAGACGUUAUCACCACCAACCAUCGUAAGACAAAGUGCUCGAAAUCGAGCAACUGAUGCACCCAGGUCACCUUUACUAAAGAGAGUGCAGUCUGUAGAAAAGAUGGCAGCAUUUUUGUCCAGUGGGCGUAAGGCAAGCCCAGUUGAUAUCCAGCACUGGGAGGACACAGUGGAUAUGUUAGAGGGUAUGUCAGAAUCCAGGACCAGGGAUUGGAGCUCAGAGAAACAUGAGCGUGACCCAGAGGUGGUGGUAAUGAGAAGGCUUAAUCUUUCAGAGAGACGGGACUCCUUCAAGAAGCAAGAAGCUGUGCAAGAAGUUAGUUUUGAUGAACCAGACACAGGAGCUGGAGAAGUGGCACCUGACAACAAGAAAAUAGGGAGCUGCUCAAGUUUGUGGGAAAGAUUGCCCCACCAAACUUCCUGGAUACAAGCACGGACGGGGAUAUCAACAUCUGUGACAACACAGCAAGAGGCUUCAUGUCGCCUUGUGCCACAAAUAGCUGUACAGACCUCUGAGAGUGAUGAGCAAGAAAAGAGCCAAGGAGUCUGGGAGUGCCAAGGAUUUUACCCCUUACAGUUGUCAGGCAAGGACAACUGCCCCCUUGUAACAUGGCUGUCAGAACCCACGGCUGCCAGUUCAGAUAGGAACCUGCCUGAAUCUGGAAAAGUUAGUGAGUGCCAGGCUCCCUUUGCUUUAUCAUCCAAACGUGACUCGAAAAAAACUAGCUGAGCCUUAACUGUAACAAAUCCUAAUGAAGGAACGCACGAUGUGUGUGAAAGACAAGUCCAAGGAGGGGAAUCUGGCACAAUAGCAAAUAUUGUGCCAAUCAACACCCUAAUGAGUAUGUAGAGACCAAAUACCCCCCCCCCCCCCCCCAUUUUAUGAUGAUUUGCCACUGGGCUUUUCAGUGUUUGUUACUGAGCAUGUGGCUUUUUAGACCAACAGGCUAUAGUUUCCCCCACUAGUACCACUAACACCCAGCAAAUUCCCCAUCAUUAUUGCUGCUAACAUUAGUGGAUGGUGGAAAGAAGAGACCAGUCCUUAGAAAAAUGAGUUCAUUUUUUGUCCCUCUCUUUGUGCCCCCCCUUUUUCCCCCCAUUCAUUUAAUGAAGGAUGUGUUUUAAACUUUAGUUUCCUGGAAUGCUGCCAUUUGGAAGAAUUACAUUUGGAUGCUUCCAAAAUCUCUCAUAAUCUCUGGCAAGAAGUACCCAAAGCUGCCUUCACAAAAAAAGGAAGAAAAAGACAGAUGGACAGAGAGAUGUUUGUAUAUAUAAGAACCCUUUUUUAACGUAUUUAUUCAUUCUUUUGUAACGAGCGAAAAAGAUAAUUGGUAAUUUUAUUAUAUCUUCAUGUUUGUUGUAGUAUUUUUCAUGCAUACUUCAAUAAGUGUACACCCUUUUAACAGAAGAAAGACACCCUUUUUUAAAUCUUUUAAUGUUCAUAAGUGACAUACAUUCCUGUGCUCUGCAAGUGAUGGGUGUGCAGUAAAUGAAUCCGUUAUUCAGCUUGUAUGACUAAUUAAUCAAUGAUCUUUAACAUUCUAAGCAUAAAACUGUCAGCAAAGUCACCUUAAGUAUAACUCUCUGGCACACUACAGUACAGUCACCAUCUUCAGAUUAUUCAAGGAAAAAUGUGUUUGCUCUGGAAUAUUUGUAGGCAGCCAUUGCUGUGGCUGAAUAAAUCACUUUUUCUAAAUUUGUUACAAGCAUACUAUAAUUUCCUUUGCAAGCAAUUUUAUCAGGCUAGAUAUAAAAUCUUACCUACAUAUUUUUUGUACAUAGAAACUUUUCACACGGUUUUUUAGAAUCUUUAUCUGCAUAUUUGAAUUCCAUCCCAAGCCACUUUUAUAUAUAAACAGCUGGAGUAACACUCUACAGUAAAUAAUAAAACAAGAAAUGUAAUGCAUCCGAAUAUAAGUAAUAAUAAGUGAAAAGAAAGAUUCUGACAUAUUGGCUUGAAGGAUUGUAGAAUUUUGGAGGGGAGUUAAAUUUAAAUGGCGACCUGCAGAUUUGUUAUUAGUUGUAUAACAGUUUGGUGAGAAUGUUGGGGGGUCAACAGCUCUUUCUAGUAUCCAUCGUUUGUAAUGCCUGUGCUUAAAUCACCAGUAACACCAAAAAUUGAAACAAACUUUAGAGUUUAUAUCUGUAUAUAAUCAUUGGCAGGUCACCCCCAGCUAAUAAUAAAGUUACAGAUAUAGGAAAUUAUUCAUGUAUCAGUCAUUCAUCCACAAUUCGAAGAAUAUCUUACCUUAAGGGCAAUAACACAUGGGUAGAUUUGUCGCCCAUGUUUAAAAUUUGCUACUGCGGGAGGCAAAUCUCCCUGAAUAUGCCUUGCCCUUCGCUCACAUUGAAAUUGCAAAAGUAAAUUACAUUCGGCCUAAUCAAAGGAAAAUGUGAAAGCAGGCAUCUCCCCCAAUUAAGCUGAAUUGCAAAAGACCUUCAGGCAGGGUUUACCAGUAAGAGAAUUUUCCCCAAAUAUCACCUUAUCUGUUCUUGGGCUAAGCACCAUCCCCAAACUACUGCUUUAACAUCCUACUACAGUUUGGUGACCUCUGGUGUAGAGAGACAUUGAUGAGAGAGACAUUGAUGACAUUUGAUGCCUGUUGAUCAGCAAUUCAAUUCCAAAAGCAUUGUAUUGUAAAAGAAUAUUUAUCUGCUGUUUGAAAAAUGGUUCUUGCAGCACUGAAUGUCAUCCUCCACAUUUAAAAAAAACAAUUUAUAUAAAUGGCAAAAGAGCUUCUAAAGCAAAAAUACAAUUUUUUUACAAGAAAAGGUUAGUACUGUCUAUAUUUUAUGUAAAUAUAUAUAUAUAUAAAGCCCUUUACAAUGUUUGGUGUUACUGGCCCUUUAAGAUACUGAGAAAUGUAUGUAAAUUAUUUCUUACAUGAAAAAUGCAAUGUGGGUGGUUUUUUUUUUUUAAUUGAAUUUACUUUACUUCAUGACUUCAUCAGUUUUCCAAUGUUCAUUGUAUUUACUGGUGGAAUACUGUAGGAAUAACAACUCGAUGUGCGUUAAAAUGUUAAACUUGCUGGUACAGAAAUUGCAUUACAGAUUCUUGAGGGCUUAAGGAGAUUUAGAAAAGGGUAUUUUUACAUAUUAGUCUCCAAUUUGUAUUCUGGUGGGGGUAGGUUUAAUUUUUCUUAGUAUAUUUAUGCAUUAUUUUGUAAAGGAUUUAAUAUGUGGACUGCGACAAAAUCCUUUAUGGAGGUGCAAUGAAAUGAAUGGCUUUCAUCUUUUGCUACUUUUAACAGGGUAAUACUCAUUUUUGGAUUUUGGGGGUUGGUGACAAACCCAGAAGUUGAGAUGUAAAAAAAAAAAACAAACUGGGUCUGAGUGUGUACUAUUCCCUAUACAGUAUUAGAGUUCUCCUAUCAUUUUUUCUCAUUUUCUGUGUAAAUAAAUGACGGUUGUGUUUACUGCUUUAUUUUCCAUAGAAUUUACAGUCAACCUCUUUGUGACAGAGCUUUUCCCUAGUACCAGUAUGUAUCAUAUUUCAUGCAAACAUUAUAUUAUUAAAUCAGCUUGUAUGUCGAGGAGGCUUUUUUAACUACCAAUCCCUUUUCAUACAGUGUUUUGUUUUCUUGAGUAACACAAAGCCUCUCUAAACUUGCAGCAACCUUGCACUAGUAGGGCAAAAUGGGAUUGCCACUAUUUUCAGGCUAGCACCACUUGUGUACUUGUUUCCCAAAUUGAAACUGUAUAGAAUUGCCAAGGAAUAUGAUUUUUUUGUUUUUAUUUUUUUUUUCAUUGGUCUUAAGAUGAAUUUUGCAUUUCCUUAAAGAAAACUAACCAUUUCGUAGCAGCAAUGUUUUCAAUAGGUAUUCACAUUAAAUAUGCAAAAAUAUAACAGAUUCCUUGUUAUAGAAAUCAGAAAGUGGUUUUCUGUUCUCCUGUUUGCAAACUGCUGUCUUUCUAUAAUUUGGCUUAAUGGCUGGUUUUCUGACCCCUAAAAACUGUGACUGUUUUCAGAGUAUCCAAAUUAGGUGGGCAAGAUAGAAGAACCUUUCAAAUAGAUCUUUCUGUGCAGCUGCCUGGAUGCUCCUGUGCUUUACUAUCAAGGCACAUUAAAUAUUCCCACAUUAUAUAGAUUGCUAGUGAUAUUAUUUGCCAGGCUUUGAAGGAAUUGUAUAGUUAAACUAGAAAGGCAGUGCUUCAACUGUUCAUUUGAAAGGUCAUGCUCCAGUUCUACCUGCAUCUUAUUGCUUUUCAGUUGUUCCCACCCCAAAACUAAUCUUUGCACAAUAUCAUUCUAAGCAGCUUUCCAAUAUACAUUUGUUACAAAUUUUCAUUAGUUUUAAAGUUAUUUGUGACUGCAUUUGCAGCCUGUUUGUUUACAUUCUCUGCACUCCUGACUCUGACUCCUGAAUCAAUGUUUCAAGCCAGCUGAUUAAAGCUAAAAGACCUGGAGACCUGACUGGUUUUAAGAGUCAAACUUAGAGAACACAAAGCGAUGAACAAACACAGCUUUAAACUGCCUUUACAGAUAACUUCAAAGCCAUUCUUAAUGAAUGAAUAUUUGAAAGUUGCUUUCAUUAUGCAAAAAGGCUGUUCACAAAGCAGAACAUGAAGUUGGGAGAAGCCUGAAGGCCAUUUACAUGGCUACAGAAAUAGACAAUACUGAUAAUUGUCUCUAUGUGUGUUUUAGCAGCGGUAACUCUCAGUAUUGUCUAUGGCAGGGUAUUGUCUGAAGUAGCUAUGAAAAGUAGCUGCUACUAAGUAGCUCUGUGUGUCUUCACCCUAAAGCUGGCCAUACACGUGGCGAUCUGACGAUGUUUCGUGCAACCAUCGGUCGGUGGUGUUACUAUUAAGAGUCUGGUUUUCUGUAGUCAGUACAGUUCUGAAUUUCAAGAAAGGUGACUGAUGCAACACAAUAUUGCAAUAACUGCUACAAUAUUCUGAAACCAACUUUGCAAAUCUUUUAGCAAUCAUUAGGGAAACAUUGUCAGCAGUUUGCAAAACAACAGUCAUUGUUAUAAGUACAGAUAAACAUCAUUUGUUUGUUUGAGCUGGCUCUUUUGUGAAGGAAGCAGUGGAGGUAAGGGAACAUAAUUUAAAACAGAGCAGUAAGGGGCUUAUUUAUUAUGCUGUGUAAAACGCAAUUUGCCAAAACAACUUGUAGAAAGCUUUGUAAAAUAAUUGGCAAUUUUUAUCAAGGUGUAUUUUAUGUUAUGCCGUUUGAACGACAAAGUUAUGCUGCUUCAGACCUUGUGUAAGUAAGUUCCAGAGGAACUAAGAAAAAAUUUAUUAAAAAAUUACCCCAUUUUUUUUCCACUGUGAAGUCUGCUGAAUUUUAUCACCGCUUUUUACGCUGCAUAAUAAAUCUGCCCCUGAAUCUCUCCAAGUAUCCAACAUACUUUAGAUAGCCCAUGGACCAGCACUGGACAUCAUCCAUUUUACAAAUGCCUAUUAGUGCUGUUUGGGAAGCUCUGCCUGUAACAUUCCCUGGCAUGUGCUUUAGCUGGCAUACUUAGCAGAACGGCAGCCAUAAGGGGACCAUUACAUGAAUUAAAAUUCCAUAUCUUACCCCAGCCUUAGGAAUGUAAAGGUGUGGCAGAAAGCUCCUACUCUAAAGGGACCAGAAAAUCACAAUAGUGUAGCAACAUCGUAAGGUAACCUGUUUAAUAAAACCUGUAAUCAUUUUUUUUUAGCUACAAAAAUAUUUUGGCUGUAGUAUAACGAAUAUAUUGUUUGCCAAGCAUGGCUUACAUAGCAAAGGGACAUGUAUCACUGCUCUGCGUGAUACGCGAGCAAGAAUUUGAAAUAAAACUUUCUCCGUUCGUAAACUAUUAUACCUAAUAGAUUCUAGUAAUACGUAGGGCUAUAAUAAUACAUGUUUCUGUGACUACAGUAUUCCCAGCUUGAAGACAGCAGUUUGUGUGCAGGGAACAGUUUGUAUAUUUGUUUUUUAUAAAAUGGUCAUGUAUGAUGCUUAAAAAUGAAGGAUUUUUUUUUUUGCACGUUUGCAAGUCUUACUGCAUCAUAAAUGUUUACAAAGGCAUGGGUUGUUUUUAAAUUUUUUAUGCUGUAUGCUGCAAAAAAGCUUUCCAAAUUCUGUGCAGAAGUUUUUAAAUCUGUAUUUCUAUUUAACUGGUGCUGCGUUUUGUAUUUCCAGUCAAAACGUGUCAGUGAGGUGGGUUCACUGCUUGUACAAAAAUCUGUUUAUAAAUAUGCAACUGUGACCAAUA
This is a messenger RNA of Xenopus tropicalis (tropical clawed frog), 10858 nucleotides long. RefSeq names its product microtubule associated serine/threonine kinase 3 (gene mast3). Gene Ontology annotation, cellular component: cytoplasm. The transcript has 26 exons. Bases 1027 to 5403 code for a protein of 1458 amino acids. Gene Ontology annotation, molecular function: kinase activity; ATP binding; magnesium ion binding. The record is from RefSeq and is a predicted model, not a curated record. Lineage: Eukaryota; Metazoa; Chordata; Amphibia; Anura; Pipidae.